GUUUUGAAGCAGAUGACUUGUUAGACGUAGAAGAUGGAUUAUGUAGACGGGACAUUUACAUACGAAAGUGGUCCUGUAGCCAGUGCUGAUUUUCCACAAACUGAGGAACCUGUAUAUAUCUUAGGCAAAGCCUACAGUGCUCUUCAUGACAGAGAGGAGCUACAUCGUGAUUUUGUGUCAAGGUUAUGGAUGACUUAUAGAAGAAAUUUCCCUGCAAUAGGUGGCACAGGGCCAACGGGAGACACAGGCUGGGGAUGUAUGUUACGCUGUGGUCAAAUGAUGCUAGCACAAACACUUCUGGUUCACCAUUGUGGAAGAGAAUGGGUGUGGGCGGAUAAUGGUCAUCAUGAUGACAUAUACUGGAGAAUUCUCAGCUUGUUUCAGGACAAAAAAAGUGCCAACUACUCCAUACAGCAGAUAGCGUCUAUGGGCGUGUCAGAGGGCAAAGCUGUUGGCCAGUGGUUUGGACCAAACACUGUUGCGCAAGUGUUAAAGAAGCUGGCAGUGUAUGAUGACUGGUCCAACCUUGUGAUCCAUGUAGCCAUGGACAACACUGUGAUAGAAAAUGAUAUUCGAGGUUUAUGCUUGGAUGGCAAAGAUAAGGAUAGCUGUGAUAUUAUUGGAUGUCAGAAUGUCAAAGGAGCAGAAGGUGGAUCAAGUCAUUUUGAUAAAAACCACAAACUAAAGGGGAAGCCAGGGCAUUGGAAACCUCUUCUUCUUGUGAUACCGCUUAGGCUUGGUCUAACAGACAUCAACUCUGUGUAUAUAGAUAGUCUGAAAAGAUGUUUCACAUUCAGACAAAGUGUAGGCAUAAUUGGAGGUCGUCCCAACCAUGCUCACUGGUUUGUAGGUUUCGUAGGUGACAAACUUGUAUUCCUGGACCCACAUACAACACAAGGAGUCGCAGACCUAGACGAUCCUACAAGUAGUGAUCAGAGCUACCACUGCAAGUACCCAAGUCUGAUGAAGGUCACAGAACUCGACCCUUCUAUAGCCGUUGGAUUUUAUUGUCGAAAUGAGGAGGACUUUACAGAUUUUUGUAGUCAGGCACGCAAACACAUUACUGAUGCCAAGAAGACACCCAUGUUUGAAAUGUUCCAGGAUAGGCCUUCCCACUGGCCUCCAUAUGAACCUUAUACUGGGCUUUCAUCAUCUACAACAGGUUUCACUGAAGUUGGAACACAAGAUGACAGUGAUGAGGAAUUUGAGUUGGUUGGAUAACAAGACCUUAUAUAACCAUUGAACAAAGUGUUUAAUAAGCUUCCAUUCUGUGUUCUAAUGCAAUCUAUUGCACCAGUUGAAGAACUUAAAAAAAAUUGAUUGGUUGAUUUUUACAUGUAUUAUAAUUGUGAUUGGUUAGUUUAUGUGAAUAUUGACUUAGGAAUGCUGUAUUAGCAUGACAAGUAUUAAUGUUAUUGAUGUUCAUGUAUAUUGAUUAUUUGUGAUUGAUAAUUGGUCAUCAAUAGUAUUGGUUUAGUGACAGUUAAGAAUUUGGUGACGAAAUGAUGAAUGAUUGUUAGUAAUUAAUGAUUAACACCACAUUGAAGGAGUGACUGUGACUGAUUGACUACUGUGAUUAUGAGGGUCCAAUUGUUCCUGCUAUAUAUAACACCUGUGUAAAUUUGUACCCAUACUGUCUGUACUAGUCCUCUUAGGUGUGUCGCUAAGCUCUCUGAUGUAACUGCCAAAUGCUCCUGUGAAUGAAAAAAAAAAUGUGAAUGUCAUACUUUGCUAAUAUAAUCACAUUAAAUGCUGUAUGUGUGAGAAUGUUGCAGUUAUCAAAGUUGUGUAGUUAUGUAAAGAUGAAUGGUUGUUAGCUUUUAAAAGAUAUUCAUUUGUCAAUAAAGUAAACACAUUUUUAUUUUAUUUUAAACCCUUAAUACUUCUGAUCUAUUAUUUUAAGUUAUAAGACAUUUCAGUAGAAAUAGAUCCUUAUUUAAUCUUCUGUAAGUGACCGUUUACAAUUGUAAUGUAAAAAGUGUCACCACUGAGACUUGGUGUAGAUUUUAUCAGGUUGAGCUAUCGGCCAACACUGAAAGUGCAGAAACUUGUGUGGUAAGGGGAAUAACUCCCGAAACUUGUAUGGUAAGGGGAAUAACUCCCAUUUAUUGUGUAGAAGGUAGAGUCAAGUGGUACCUUUUUGUACUACAUUCACACAUUGAUAAAGAAAAUCGUCUGUAUUAUUUAUUACUGCUAAAAUUCCACAGUAUCUGUCUAGUUAUCAUAUUUUUUCUGUAAAAGUCGUAGACCGCGGUUGCUUGUUCUGAAAUUAGAUUAUAAAUUGCAAUCUGAGUAAAGUUGUAUUUGAUGUCUCCACUGAUAUAUAUAUAUAUAUAUACGAAGUCUACAUAAGGAAUGGAUGUCUUGGUUGUCUGGAAUAUGUGUUUUGAACGUCACCAAGAAUAUCAUUGUGCAGGUACAUGUAUUUAUGAUGUUUGUGACUUUUGUAAGAUUAAAUGGUUAUAUCAAUGUCUGCUGCUGUCACAUAUAAAGUGUUGUUUUCCCUUUGUAUAACUGUAUGUCAUCCUUACAAACCUGAAAAUACAACUAUGUAACAAAAAUAACUAGAACCUUAAGUUUAUUAUCAUUUAGUUUUUCAUUUCUUUCCUUAUUUUAUCUGUAUAGAAGCAUUGACGAUAGGAAAAAUGAGUGUCUGUGUGUCCGUUUGUCUUUCCCAUGAGUCCAUCUGUGACAUUUAUGUUUUGUUUUAUUCAUAUGCUUUAUGAAAGACAGGUGAGAUCUUUUUCAAGAGAUGCCCGUCUUAAUAAUUACCAACACGUUUCAAACAUAUAAGAUCAGUGUACUCCGUGUGAAGUGUACUCUCAUUGGCCUCUGCUGUAACUCCAGCUAUGUAGAGAAUGCAGAUCUGGAAUUAAAGGGGACGGGACAGUGGCCAUAAUGUAACGCACUUCAUGCCAUAUACACUGAUGUAUACGAGACAUUAAUUCCUCUCAUCUUCUACAUAGGUCAUGUCAUCCUCGAUACUCCAGGGGUUACAAUCACAUUCACUGGCUGCACCCCUGGACAAAAUGGAAGGUUCCAUGUUCGGGGCCUUGAUGACAGGGCGAAAAGACUAUAUUGAUCCUUUCAUGUAUAUCAAAUGUAUCUCAAGGUUGCAAAACGGUACAUUGUAAUGGCUUUGAAGUUCGAUGUCGCUUCUUCAGAAGGAGCGUAUCAGCCUGUGAUUGGUCAGUUUUUUUUCUUAUGGAACCAGUAAGAUUACUUCGAUUGUGCCUUCAAUUUUACCAUGACAUGUUCUAGGGUUGCAGAGAGCGAAAGUGAGCUGACCCCUGGAGAAUCGCGGAUGCGACCAUAUAGUCAUACACUUUCUAGUUAUAAUCUACCUUGCCCGUUUUAUAUUAAGUAAGUAAUAUUGACGAUGUAUGAUUCGAUAAAUGAUUUCAGGGCUGUUUUACGGCUUUAUACUUUUGUCAAAUUUCUGAAAAAAUAAACUUACUGAAUGAC
Ylistrum balloti is the source of this 3465-nucleotide messenger RNA. Its product is annotated as cysteine protease ATG4B-like. Lineage: Eukaryota; Metazoa; Mollusca; Bivalvia; Pectinida; Pectinidae. The record is from RefSeq and is a predicted model, not a curated record. Gene Ontology annotation, molecular function: protein-phosphatidylethanolamide deconjugating activity. Bases 34 to 1221 code for a protein of 395 amino acids. The transcript has 12 exons.